Phymastichus coffea is the source of this 3303-nucleotide messenger RNA. It is a transcript of the gene ZnT63C, whose product is annotated as proton-coupled zinc antiporter SLC30A1. Bases 258 to 1598 code for a protein of 446 amino acids. The record is from RefSeq and is a predicted model, not a curated record. The transcript is spliced from 8 exons. Gene Ontology annotation, molecular function: zinc ion transmembrane transporter activity. NCBI's taxonomy places the organism in Eukaryota, Metazoa, Arthropoda, Insecta, Hymenoptera, Eulophidae. Gene Ontology annotation, biological process: zinc ion transmembrane transport; detoxification of zinc ion; intracellular zinc ion homeostasis. Gene Ontology annotation, cellular component: membrane.
UCAGUUUUCCCUCGGCGACCGAUUAGUGCAUAGCACGGAGUAUCGCGUGCGCGCGAGUGUAGUGAAAAAAGUGUGUGUGCGCGCGAGAGAGAGAGUGAGCGAGUCGCGCGAGUACAAUUGUAUUAUUAAAGAAACCAGCAAUAGAAAGCGUCGUGUUCUUAGUGGAAAAUGCCCGUGGUCAUCUGAUUGUGAAGUUCAUCGCAAUAGUUUUUUAUCGAGCCCCUACAUUCUUCGAGUAGUCAAAUAGAUAAUUCAACAUGGGGCGUUUUAAUGGAAAAAAAUGUCGUCUGCUGACUAUGCUCUGGCUGACAGCAUUUUUCUUCUUGGUAGAGAUUAUUGUGGGAUAUAUGACUAACUCCAUGGCGUUAAUAGCGGAUAGUUUUCACAUGUUGUCAGAUGUGGCUGCACUAGUUGUAGCUUUCCUAUCAGUAAAAAUGUCUCCGAAGAAGUGGUCGAAGAACACAUUCGGUUGGGCUCGCGCAGAGGUUUUGGGCGCACUGGUGAACGCAGUAUUUUUGGUAGCCUUGUGCUUCAGUAUAACUGUCGAAGCGUGUAAACGUUUCAUCGAAGUCGAAGAUAUUCACGAACCUGAAUUUCUCGUAGUAGUUGGAGCUCUUGGUUUACUCGUCAACCUAGUUGGACUUUGUCUUUUCCAUGAGCACGGUCAUGGCCAUUCACACGGACAUUCGUACGGCAUAAGUCACAACCGUCUGAGUACGUUGGUUGGUAGCGACGACAACGAAAACGACGAAACAUAUCGUCCACCUUCACCGAUCAAACGUAUCGGCAACGGUCAUGGACAUCACGGGCAUGCACAUGGAGAUGCCAGUCAGAUGAAUAUGCGUGGUGUAUUUCUUCACGUCUUGUCAGAUGCUUUGGGAUCAGUUAUUGUCAUUGUUUCGGCUUUGAUUGUCUGGUUAACAAACUGGAAAUACAAGUCCUACAUUGACCCAGCGCUUUCAUUGCUGUUGGUGAUUCUCAUAUUGAAAUCGGUUUGGCCUUUACUGCAAGAAUCCGCCUUGAUUUUACUGCAGACCGUUCCGACACACAUACAGGUCGAUGCGAUUCAACAAAGACUACUGGAAAACGUCGAUGGUGUAUUGGCGGUUCAUGAAUUUCACGUGUGGCAAUUGGCUGGUGACAGAAUCAUUGCUUCGGCGCAUAUACGUUGUCGCAAUUUGUCUGAGUAUAUGAAGAUUGCUGAACAAGUCAAAGAGUUCUUCCACAAUGAGGGCAUUCACUCCACGACCAUACAGCCUGAAUUUGUUGAUUAUCAAACUAAUAGCGAAAUUAAGCAGACUCCUACAGAAGACUGUGUGCUUGAUUGUCCAAAAACUGACAAAUCCUGCAACCAAGCCACGUGCUGUGGUCCUUCGAAACAGGGCCGAGAAACACCAUCUCCGGGCGAGACACCAUACCUGUGCAGACAGCGUAGCAACUUGGGUCGCUCAAGUAACUCGAUUGCUGGCGCGGUAUUGUCGGGGGUGACAACGUCCGAGCAACAAGAACUCAAUGAAAUGGAACGUGGACAUUUACUUUCACCACCACCCACUUCCGUCCAGAUGACUAGCUCGAUUCUCAUCUCGCCCUCGGUCUAGAGAGAGACCAAUUUUAAUUUAAUUUUUUUUUUGUUAAUGAUUUGUUUUUCUCGCUUUCUUGAUGAGGGACAAGCAAAUAGCGACAUGACAGUAAAUAAAUUUUUAUACAGUUUUUUUAUGAUUGAGGAUAUGUAGGAAACGAAACAGAUAUUUGUUAUUGUUUUGCAGUCCACGAACUAUUCAGUGACGUUUACAAAAAUUACAGAGUAAGCUGAAAGCCUUAAUCACUAAUCAAAUUUUUUAUACUUGUACAUCAAAUUUUUUACGAUAGAGAAGUGAGAAAGAGGUUCAUUGUAAAUAGCCCAACGAUGAAAAAAAAAACAUUUCUAUUUAUAUGUUCAACAAAAAAAUUAAUUUAAUUUUUAUUGUUGUAUUAAUGAGAGAGAGAGAGAAGAGAGAGAGAGAAGAGAGAGAGAGAGAGAGAGAGAGAGAGAGAGAGAGAAAGAGAGAGAGAGAGAGAGAUCCCCCUGCAAGAAAGAAACUAAAGAGAGAAAGAAAAACAAUCAUUGUCACGGUCUCCUUCCUCCUAGUAAGAAAUGCCCAGGCAAGCUAAGAGCCGUGAGUGCGACGAGUUAUUUAUGCGCGCUGAUUUGCAUUUAUAUGAAAAAAGCUGCGCCAUGAGAAUAUAUUUUUUUGACUUGGCUGUAAAUAGUAGGGCAAGUUUAGAGAAAAAUUAUAGUUGUUGACUAAAAAAAUCUUAUCUAGUUACAUUUAAGGUUACAAUGUAGGGAGGAACAAAUUGAGAUGAAGUACUUUUUUGUGAUCGCCAAGUCUUCUGUGAAUUGAACCCAAGAUAUACUGUAUUUAUUGACCAUUGAAUAUUGUAUUCGAUGGACUGAACAAUUUUCUUAGCAAUUUCUUUAAUUUUUUUUCGUUUUAUCUAAACGAAGCACUUGUACCAUCACACUAUUAUUACUAUUGUUGAAUCAAAAUUUGCGUACAAGUGCUUGCUCUCUAUAAAAAACGUUGCAAUAUAUUGGUGGAAUAAUUUUUAAGUUGAUGGAAAAGCUUAAAAAUGCGCAUUUCCUAGUUAAGAAGAGGCUUAGCACAAUAGGUAUAAUUUACCUUUUAUCGCGUAUGCGUAGCCCAAUUAAUUAUUUUUUUUUUCAUUUUUUGAAUUGUACAUAACUUUUUAAUUCAUUUUAAAAGUAAAAAACAAUUUCUUCGAAAAUCAUCGUUUUACGCAUAUUUGUAAUUUAAACUCGAGCACAAUAAUUGAUACGAAACACAUAAUAUUCUUAGCCAAUGUACACACUUUUUUACAAAGAAUGUGAAAAGGAGAGAGAAAGAGGGGAAUACAAGUAAACGUUUUUUCUAAUCUCACCGAGAGCUUCUUACUAGUUAUUAUUAUAUAUAUAAUAUUAUAAAUAAAUGCACGCGAACGUUUUUUGAUCCGUCGUGUGACAAUUAGUGUUCGCGUGGAAAAUAAUGAAUUUUUUUACAGAUUAAAUAACGAAGUAAUUAAAAUUAAGAUUACGCGUAUGACGAAUCUUGUCAUUUGCCAACUGUAGCUUUGCGUUUACUUCUUGAGUACCCAUACACAAAAAAAGCCGAAAAGCACCGAAUAGCGCUCGAGAGUCUAUACGUGUUUUUGCGAAGCGUAAUCGCAUACGAGUGUGUAUAUACAAAAAAUGCAGAGCAGAGUAUGGAAUUAUUAUUUAUAGUCUAAUGUUGAGAUACAAUGAUGACGAUUAAAUACAAAUUU